CUUCCCUCCAAACACUGGGCUAUGUGCGAGGAUAAAGUGCAUCAGUGCGGGGACAGCCAGGCUAGGGGGCACUUCCGAGCAGGCGGAGAGAAGGAGAAACAAAGAGAAGGGAGGACAUGAGCGAAGGCGAAGGGAGGGAGCAGGGGAUCAGCUGAGUUCAAUCCCGCCAGGAAAGCUCUUCCCCUGCGGCACAUCCCUGAGAAGGGCAGGGACAGGAUUUCCCCCCUCCUCUCCCCUUCUGGUCAAGAAGACAAAGAAAACCGAGUGGCCCCAUGGGGAAAGGGGGUGAGCAAGGGGGGGAUUCGGGGGAGCCGGCGGCGCAGAUCCGCUUCUACACCUGGGAAGAGAUCCAGAAGCACAACCUGAGGACGGACAAGUGGCUGGUGAUAGAGCGGAAGGUUUAUAAUGUCACCAAGUGGGCAAACAGGCACCCGGGGGGCCAGCGAGUCAUCAGCCACUGCGCCGGCGAAGAUGCCACGGAUGCAUUCCAGGCCUUCCAUAUCAAUCCCACCUUGGUGCAGAAGUUUCUCAAGCCACUGCUUAUUGGAGAACUCGCUCCAGGGGAGCCCAGCCAGGACCGAGACAAAAAUUCCCAGCUGGUGGAGGAUUUCCGGACCCUGCGGAAGACAGCGGAGGACAUGAACCUGUUCCGAGCCAGCCCCUUGUUCUUCUCCCUUUACCUGGGCCACAUCAUUGCCAUGGAAGUUUUGGCUUGGCUCAUGGUUUCCUACUUCGGGACCGGCUGGAUCACAACCCUCAUCCUUGCCUGCAUCCUUACAACUUCCCAGGCCCAGGCAGGAUGGCUGCAACAUGAUUUUGGACACCUCUCUGUCUUCAAGAAGUCUUCCUGGAACCACAUCGUCCACAAGUUUGUCAUUGGACACCUGAAGGGUGCCUCUGCAAACUGGUGGAACCACCGCCACUUCCAGCACCACGCCAAGCCAAACAUCUUCAAGAAGGACCCAGAUGUGAACAUGCUGCACAUUUUUGUCCUGGGAGACACACAGCCCGUUGAGUAUGGCAAGAAGAAGCUGAAGUACCUGCCUUACAACCACCAGCACGAGUACUUCUUCCUCAUCUUCCCGCCUCUGCUCAUCCCUGUGUAUUUCCAAAUCCAAAUCAUCUCGACCAUGAUCAGGCGCAGGUUCUGGGCGGACCUGGCCUGGGCCAUCAGCUACUACCUGCGCUACUUCAUCACCUACAUCCCGUUCUAUGGCGUCCUGGGCUCCCUGUGUCUCCUCACGUUUGUCAGGUUUCUGGAGAGUCACUGGUUCGUGUGGGUCACCCAGAUGAAUCACAUUCCAAUGGAAAUUGAUUCUGAGAAGCACAGAGACUGGCUGAGUUCCCAGAUGGCAGCGACCUGCAACAUUGAGCAAUCCUUUUUCAAUGACUGGUUCACCGGGCAUCUGAACUUCCAGAUCGAGCACCACCUGUUUCCAACAAUGCCACGGCACAACUUCUGGAAGGUGAAGCCUCUGGUGAAGUCUUUAUGUGCCAAGUACGGAGUCCAGUACGAAGAGAAGCCUCUUGGGAAAGCAUUUGUAGACAUUGUUGGGUCCCUAAAGAAAUCUGGAGAUCUCUGGCUGGAUGCUUAUCUCCAUAAGUGAUCAUGAAUCUUUCUGGGGAGGUGUGAGUGACCGGGAGGGAUGGGGGGGCGUGGGGGGGGAUCACACUUGUGUGUUUUACUCUCAGAUCUGUCUAAAUCCAUGGUUGUAGGGGAGUUACCUGUCUUGUCAGCUGCUUCUGGUGCAGGCCCAGGCAACCUGUUUAAUCCAGGCAGAUUUAAAAUGUGCUCCAGAGGGUAGAAAGCGAGGCCAGCAGUGCAAGUAACUGAAGGUUGGGAGAGGAUGAUGAGGAAUGUUUAAAAAAGGGCCAUUAAUAUCUGACCUUGACCUUCUUUUCACAAGAUUCGUUCUCAUUCUGCCUAAACCACACAAACCCUGAUUCACACUGAAAGGUUUUUAGAUCUUAAUGAGUGUUUGCAAUCCAAGGACACCCCAGUCAGCUCAUGCCUCUUUCCCAUGUUUGUGUAGAAGAGGAAUGACAUCCCAGGGGAUCGGCAGCUGCUGGACUGUGCUCCCAGCCCUGUCCAGCUCCCAGCUCCCUCCUUCCUUCUCUAAUCACAGCAUCCCUUCAGUGCCAGCUGUGACCCUGGCCCUGCACAGCUAUCCCCUAACCACAGCAGGGUUAACAUAGCCGAGUUUUAGGAUCAGCCCUUCUUCCCAGGGGGCUGUAGGAGAUUUCUGGGUUUAAACAGCAAAAUGUCUCCUUUAGGAGAGGGUUUGUUUUCUCUUUAAUGAGCAGCAGGUCUGGCACAGCGAAUUGCCAGCAAAUCACACAAAAGACCAAAACAAUCACACAAGCAAAACGUGCUAAUUGCUCCUCAGUGCUGCAGGGGAACCACAAAUGGCCUUUUCACCAUCCUGCCCUGCAGAAACCCAGAGUUCUGCCUGCCUGCACAUGCCUGGCAGGCUCUGAGCCUCCGCCUGCCUGCCCCAGGCCAGGAGCCAUGGCACUGCUCACCCUUCCCUUGGGAACAAUCACAGGAGAAAAGGAGUUCUCCCUGCACGAGGAGCUGCUCAGACAGUCGAUCUCAGCUGGAAUCAGCUCUGCCCAGAGCUGUGCUGCUGAUGUGAGACCUUUGGAGAACCCUCUUACAAGUUGUCUAAAACUCAAUUUUCUGCCCAGCACCUAAUUACCAAAAUUCACUAAUGGCUUAUCGGGAGAUAUGGUUGAACAGCUUCCAGGUGCUUCUGGAACAGGUAACCUGACCCCAAAUAAAUCCAGGGGUUCAGGUUCAGCUGCAACACAACAGAAGGGAUAUUUGGUUUAGGACAAAGGGCCAUGGUUCCAAAAGCAACCUCCAGCUCCAGCAACUGCCUCUGUGCUCCCUGGAAACACCAGGAGGGAGACUCUGGUUACUUUGCACGCCUCAUUACUUCCCUCAGCUCUGAAACUGGACCUUCUCUAUCACAUCCCUGAAUCCUAGCAGCAUCCCACAGAAUCAGCAAAGGUGCUUCAUCAUGAACAGAAACUACUCUGGGACUGUGGCCAGCAUUCCAAAGAAAAAAAAAAAUGUAUUCCCUCCCCACCUUCUUCGGAGAAUAAAAUGAGAUUUUAUCUUUGCUUACA
Molecule: messenger RNA, 3132 nt
Organism: Ficedula albicollis (Collared flycatcher)
Lineage: Eukaryota; Metazoa; Chordata; Aves; Passeriformes; Muscicapidae
Product: fatty acid desaturase 2
Exons: 12
Coding region: 273-1607 (444 amino acids)
Biological process (GO): lipid metabolic process
Cellular component (GO): membrane
Molecular function (GO): oxidoreductase activity, acting on paired donors, with oxidation of a pair of donors resulting in the reduction of molecular oxygen to two molecules of water
Source: RefSeq, a predicted model, not a curated record